Molecule: messenger RNA, 993 nt
Organism: Chlorocebus sabaeus (green monkey)
Lineage: Eukaryota; Metazoa; Chordata; Mammalia; Primates; Cercopithecidae
Source: RefSeq, a predicted model, not a curated record
AUGACUCAGCGCGGUGGCACCACCUUCGGACAUCACCUCAUGCAGAACGUAGGCCUCGAGGUGCCCUGCGACUACCGGUCCAGCCAGAAGUGCACCUGCUACCGGCCCAACCGCCGCGAGACUUGGCUCUUCUCCCGCUUCUCCACUGGCUGGAGCUGCCAGCUGCACGCCGACUGGACCGAGCUCACCAACUGCGUGCCCGGCAUGCUGGACCGCCGCAACUCCGCCGCACUGCGCACACCCAGGAAGUUCUACUACAUCACCCCACUAGAAGACCCCAUGUCCCGCUACCUGAGCAAGUGGCGGCAUGUGCAGAGGGGUGCCACGUGGAAGAUGUCGUUGCAUAUGUGUGACUGGCGCACGCCCACGCCCGAGGAGCUGCCGCCCUACUACGAGGGCACGGACUGGUCGGGCUGCACACUGCAUGAGUUCAUGGACUGCCUGUACAACCUGGCCAACAACCACCAGGUUCGCAUGCUGGCCGACCUGAGCCUGGUGGCCUACUACAACCUGUCCUUCAUCCCCGAGGGCAAGCGUGCCCAGCUGCUGCUUGAGAGCGUCAAGAAGAACCUGCGGGGCAUGGCCUUCUUGGGCCUGACUGAGUUGCAGCGCAAGACGCAGUACCGGUUCGAUCAGAUGUUCAACCUGAAGUUCACCCGGCCCUUCAUGCAGUACAACAGCACGCGGACGGGCAGCGUGGAGGUGGACGAGGACACCAUCCGCCGCAUCCAGGAGCUCAACGACCUAGACAUGCAGCUGUAUGCCUAUGCCAAGGACCUCUCCCAGCAGCCCCACCAGUACAAGCAGCAGCUGGAGCGCAGGGAGCAGCACCUGAGGAGCCGCCAGGAGCGCCCGCUGCACCGGGCCAAGGAGGCGCUGCCGCGGGAAGACGCUGACCAGCCAGGCCGCGUGCCCACCGAGGACUACGCGAGCCACAUCAUUGAGAAGUGGUGGUGGCGGUGGUGGCGGUGGUGGCCACGGGGAGGCCUCUAG